CGUUCUCUCCUGCCGUCUCUUGUGCUCUCAUUUUUCUUUCGAAUUUUGGCCUCGCGGGUUGGUUUUUGUCGGUGCUCCGCGUAUUUGAGACCGGUGUUGUUUAAUUGUGCGCGCCUGAUAACUGCGAUAAUUCGAGCGCCAUGUGCAGAGGGUCCUUGCACAGGAGUGGAAAUUGGAAAAGUGCAUGAAUCGAGAAUAUCGAGGAACAACGGGUGUUUUCUGUUCUUGUUUUACCCUGUGCGCGAAAGCCGAUCAACGGUUCUUGAAGAAGCAGACGACCCGGAUAAAUUCGGGGGAAACGGCGUAAAGCGGAAUAGAUCAAAACAAAGUGCAUGCUAAAAACAAAAAAUAUCACCAUGUUCGAACUAGAGGAUUAUUCGAGCGGAAUACACGAGGGUUUCUUUAGCAAAUAUGCGGAUGCCGCUGGACCCUCGCUGGACUUUUAUGUAUCCGAUUCGAUGCAGGAGAUGCUGGACGUGGACAUUCGCGCAGAGAUCGCCAAUGUGGUGGGCAGUUCUGGCAGCGAUCUCACCUCGUCCCUGGAUCAAACCCUGGAGGCUAUAUCCGCAAUAAAUAACAACCAGUCAAGUGCAAACAGCUCGCUUCCGGUUUCGUACAAUGCCAAUGCGAACUUCCUGACCAGCAGCGCCCUCCAUGCCUCGCCCACCGCCAAAUGGAUGGGUUCGUCGUCCAGUUUUUGGUCCAACAGCGACUACUAUGCGGAUCUGGGGGCGUGUGUUAACCCGAUUUCCGUGAUGCCACUGAUAACCUCGUCCGGCGGAUCUGGAUUGACCUCGCCAAAGCGAAACAAGACAGUCACUUGCACGCAGGGCAGAUCGGGAGCGGUGCCCUCGUCCCCCGGCGCCGAAAGGGAUCAGCACAAGUCCCAUUUGACCUUCUCACCGGCCCAGAUGAAGGUCAGUGCAGGCUCGAUGCGACGAGAGCAGGUUAUGGCCCACAUUCCCAAGCAAAUAUCCGUGGUUACGGGCACAGGAACCACUGCACCUGCCACAAUGGCCACGAAUUCGGUCCUUCAACGGCGGAAUUCCUCGGCAGUGGACGCAGUUCGCAAGGAUCUGGGCUCAGAGCUGCGCCGGGCCCAAUCCAGUCCAGUUCCCAACUCCGUAGAUGAGCUGGGCAAGGGUAAGGGAUCCACACUGCUCACCGCGGGAGGUGGCGCCACCAAUACCAUUAAAUUGGCACCUGGCAUUGGCGGGCUGACCUUUGCCAACAGUGUUGCCUACCAGAAACUGAAGCAAACCACUUCCGUCAAGUCACCCGGAGGAGGAAUCUCGCCAGGAGUGGGUUCGAACGUCGGCCUCAAACGCGAGGAGUCGAACAAGCGAGGACUGCAGGUCAGCACAACACCAAAGAGCAUCGCUUCAGCGGCCAACUCGCCGCACCAUCAAAUGCAGAGCAACUACAGCCUGGGAUCACCAUCGUCCAUGUCCUCAUCUUCGGCCUCUUCGCCGCUGGGAAAUGUGAGCAACCUGGUCAACAUAGCCAACAACAACUCAAAUGGUGUCGGCUUGGUGAAGCCGUUGCAGCAAAAGGUGAAGCUGCCGCCGGUGGGCAGUCCGUUUCCCAAGCCCGCCUACUCCUACUCCUGCCUCAUCGCGUUGGCUCUUAAGAAUUCGCGAGCCGGAUCACUGCCCGUUUCGGAAAUCUACAGUUUCCUCUGCCAGCACUUCCCGUACUUUGAGAACGCUCCCAGUGGCUGGAAGAACAGUGUCCGUCACAAUCUGUCGCUGAACAAGUGCUUCGAGAAGAUCGAGCGGCCAGCCACGAAUGGCAAUCAGCGGAAGGGCUGCCGCUGGGCCAUGAACCCGGAGCGGAUCAACAAGAUGGACGAGGAGGUGCAGAAGUGGUCGCGCAAGGACCCGGCUGCCAUACGUGGUGCCAUGGUCUAUCCACAGCAUCUGGAGUCACUGGAACGGGGAGAAAUGAAGCACGGAUCGGCCGACUCGGAUGUCGAACUGGACUCGCAGUCGGAGAUCGAGGAGUCCUCCGAUCUGGAGGAGCACGAGUUCGAGGACACCAUGGUGGAUGCCAUGCUGGUGGAGGAGGACGAUGAAGCCGGCGAGGUAGAGGAGGAAGAGGACGAUGAUGAGGAGCACAUGCUCAGCGAGUUCGAGGCGGAGGAGGAGCGUCAUUGCCGCGCCAAUGGCAACCAGUCAAAUAACCUGCCCAUCGAUCAUGCUCUGCUUGGCCAGAAAAGCGGCGACUUUGAUAUUGAGGUCGACGAGCUUUACGAUGCAAUCGACAUUGAAGACGACAAGGAGGCAGUGCGUCGAGCCAUCUCCAAUGUCCAAGCCCAGCACAUCAUCGAAUUGAACCCAGCCGAUCUGAACGCCAACGAUGGCUACGACCAGCAGCCGCAAUCGAAGCGGGCUCGCGUAGACAUCAACUAUGCAAUUGGGCCGGCCGGCGAGUUGGAGCAGCAGUAUGGCCAGAAGGUCAAGGUGCAGCAAGUCGCGCAGCCGCAGCAGCAUCCGCCCACUUAUAAUCGUCGCAAGAUGCCGCUGGUCAACCGCGUUAUCUAGAGCGGGGCACAGCCCACCUCCCCCCCUCCAAAAAAAAACCCAUUACUUUAAUCAUUUAGUGCUAGAACCUUCGUAUUUAAGAAACCCUUGCUACGCUUACACGUAAAAUUUAAGCCCAAAAGCACAUUCAAUAUCGAAUAUCAGUUUUCAGUUUUCGGUUUCAAAAUGUUAUUCAAUCCCCCUUUACUUGUAGUUCAGUUUCGGCUGCUGUUUGAUUUUAAAUCUCGUCUCGAGUCUGAGCCAGCUGAACAAAAAAAAAAGAAGCGGAGUGCUGGCCCCUUUUUCAUAAUUUCUUUUUAUAGUCGCUUCUCGAAUAAAUCCUAAUUAUUUAUGUUACACAAA
Molecule: messenger RNA, 2885 nt
Organism: Drosophila ficusphila
Lineage: Eukaryota; Metazoa; Arthropoda; Insecta; Diptera; Drosophilidae
Gene: jumu
Exons: 3
Coding region: 333-2543 (736 amino acids)
Biological process (GO): regulation of transcription by RNA polymerase II
Molecular function (GO): transcription cis-regulatory region binding; DNA-binding transcription factor activity, RNA polymerase II-specific
Source: RefSeq, a predicted model, not a curated record